Messenger RNA from Aspergillus tanneri, 1017 nucleotides. Its product is annotated as SDR family oxidoreductase. The transcript is spliced from 2 exons. Gene Ontology annotation, molecular function: oxidoreductase activity, acting on the CH-OH group of donors, NAD or NADP as acceptor. Bases 1 to 1017 code for a protein of 338 amino acids. NCBI's taxonomy places the organism in Eukaryota, Fungi, Ascomycota, Eurotiomycetes, Eurotiales, Aspergillaceae. The record is from RefSeq and is a predicted model, not a curated record.
AUGACCAGACAGGUUCUAGUCACCGGUGCAACCGGCUUUAUUGGCGCCAACAUCGUCGACGCCCUGCUAGCCCGUGGCUUGCGGGUGCGCGGCGCAACUCGCUCGCGGGCUAAGGGCGACGCCAUGAUUCAAGCACGACCGCAAUACGCCGGUCAGCUGGAGUUUGUACUGAUAGACGACUUUGAGAAACCAGGCGGUUUAGUCGAGGCCGUGCAGGGAGUGGAUGGGGUGAUCCAUACCGCCAGCCCCUUUACCUACGAUACAACCGAAAAUGAGAGAGAACUUAUGCGACCCGCGAUCAAUGGCGUACGGGCGAUCGUUGAAGCUGCCGCCACAAACCAACAAGUCAAACGCAUCGUCCUGACCUCUUCUUUCGCGUCCGUUCUUGACGUCAGCCGCAAGAGCCCACCAUAUUUCACCUAUACGGGGACUGACUGGAAUCCACUGACUUAUGAGGAAUCCGUAGAUCCAUCUACAAGCGCCGUAGUGGCGUAUCGCGGGUCAAAGAAAUUCGCCGAGCUCGAAGCAUGGAGGUACGUGAAGGAACAGAAACCAUCUUUUGAUCUUGUUGUUUUAUGUCCGCCGAUGACGUUUGGGCCGGUGGUACAUCCUGUACCUAGAGUGGACAGCCUGAACGAGUCCAAUGCCAUGUUGUGGAACAUUGCCAGCGGAGCGAACCCGCUCCCUGUUUCGCGGGUGCCGUUUUGGAUAGAUGUGCGUGAUCUGGCAGUCGCGCAUGUCGAGGCAUUGUUGAAUCAGGAGGUCGGGGGGAAUCGGUAUGUGCCUGCAUCCCCGGAGCGCUUUACAUAUGGAUUGGCAGCGAAGAUUAUGACGGAGGAGUUCCCGGCUCUCCAGGAUAAGGUCGUGCAGGAAGAUCAGACGCUGGAUGAUGGCUAUGGAUUGGAUGGCGAGACAGCUGCCAAGGAGCUGGGGUAUACGUAUCGACCAUUUAGAGAAACGGUACGGGACUUGGUUGCACAAGCGAUCUCGAUGAGCCAGUCGUCCCAGACGGGGUAA